AUCCCUCUCUUCCUCUUCCUUCAACUCCCCUCUUCCUCCAUCCUUCCCGGCUGCCUUCAUCCCCCUUCUCCUUUCUCUCCUCAUCUCCUCUUCCUCCCAGCCUCCCUUUUCCCCACCUUUCCUCUCCCUCAUCCUUCAUCCCCCUCGUCCUUCUCUUCCCCAGCCUUCCUCCCGCCCUUCCUCCUCCUUCCGUCUCCCCAUCCUCCUCCUCUUCCUCCCCAUCUCCCUCCCUCCUCCCACCUCCCCCUUUCCCUCCUCUUCCUCCCCCAGCAGUGACGUCUCUGGACGUGCUGCUCCCCGGCCCGGCACAGGCACCGCUCAGGGCUCCGGUACCGCGGGCCCGACCCGGUGCGGCCCGGCAGCACCUACCGGCGGGGCGCGGGCGCUGCCCGGGGCCGCCCAUGCGGCCGGGGGGCGAUGCGGGCGGCGCGGAGCCGGCGGUAGUGUCCGCACCGGGGCCCCCCCGGGAGCAUGGGCUGCAUCGGCUCCAAAACCACCAUCGUGGCCGUGGACACGACGCUGUGCGUGGAGUGGAAGGAGGUGAAAGCGCUGUCACCGCUGAGCGCCGCCCGCCCGCUGCCCCGCCUGCUGCGCCAGGCCUCCUUCGACAGCCAGGAUUUCCUCCAGGUCAAUGUUGAGGACACUGUCGAGAUGCUGCCCAAAUCGCGGCGCGCGCUGACCAUCCAGGAGAUCACAGCCCUGGCCCGUUCCUCGCUGCACGGCAUCUCGCAGGUGGUGAAGGAGCAUGUGACGAAGCCAACGGCCAUGGCGCAGGGCCGCGUCGCCCACCUCAUUGAGUGGAAGGGCUGGUGCAAGCCGGUGGAGCCGCCCACCGCCCUGGAGAGCGCCUUCAACUCCUACUGCCACCUGAGCGAGGGCGAGCAGGAGGCACGCUUCGCUGCCGGUGUGGCUGAGCAGUUUGCCAUCGCCGAGGCCAAGCUGCGAGCCUGGUCCUCAGUGGAUGGGGACGAUUCCAAUGACGAGUCCUAUGACGAGGACUUCAUGCCCUCCACAGAGAGCUCCCAGCCCACUGAUCUGCCCAGCGCGGUGCCCACCAGCGCGCUGCUGCGGGACCUGCUGCAGGGCCACCUGUGCCAGCUGGGUGUGCGGCACAGCUCCUGCGAGCCCGAGAGCGACUCCUCGCACACCCUCUCCCCAGAAACCCUCUGCUCCAGCCUCUGCAGCCUGGAGAUGGUGUCCCCCUCCGAACUCACUGCCAAACUGCUGGGCUCCCUGGGGGGUGAGGACCUGCUGCUGCCCAAGCUGCCCCCCCCAGCCAGCCAAAGUGCCUUGCGGGGCUUGGCACGGCUCCGGUGCCAGGACUCCCUCUACGCCGUGUCCUACGCCGAAGCCUGCCUCUCGCCCGCUGAGGAUGAGGUGGUGCUGAGCAAGGACUUCCCGCUCCGCCGGAAAGUCUCCGACGUCGCCUCCUCCGGGGUGGCAUCGCUGGAGGAGGAGGAGGAAGCCGAAGAGCCCUGAUGCCCCCCUGGGGUGCCCUGCCUCUCCGGCGGGGGUCCAGCUCCCCCUGCCACCGCCCCCUGGCCGGACCCCGUGCUGGGCAAGGGAUGGGCCCUGCCGCCGCCCCCCCUUGCCAGCUGGGCACAGGGGAGGGCUGGGGGUCCACUGCAGCCCCCCGGCCAGUGUGCCCCGCUACGCCCCGGCCCCGCUUGGCCAUAUCGUUACCCUCCUGGAUAUUUUGCAUGAGAGGGGGAAAGGGCUUCGGGGAUUACAACCCUGCCCCAAUGCCCACCUGUGCCCCCCAAAACUGACGGGACUGAAUCAGUGGGGCUGGUUGUUCGCAUGUUCCCCCCCAGACCAUCCCGGAGUCCCUUUUUGGGCACGGGCUUUGCCCUUGGCAUGGCUAAAACCUCUUGAGCAUCCGGCCGUGCCCAGCACCCUCGGCUCAGGACAGUGGGGGCAGGGAAUUGGGAGCAAGGCGCCUUUUCUUUUCUCUCCCCAGGCGGCUUUUAUCGGACCGAGUUUUAUACUGUGAACUGCUGCCUCGGGGAUGGGGCCAGUGGAGGGUGCUGUGGGGUGCCGGGGGGCGGGGGUGCGGGUCACGGAUAGGCUGCGUUGCCAGGGCUUUCUAUAAUUUUGUCUGUGUGUGGGACCAGUAUGGGAAGGUUGUGGGGGGAGGUCAGGUGGGCAAGGGCCACCAGGCUGGGGGCUUUGGGCCACCAGUGACAGCACCCCCAAGCCAGCCCUGCAACAGGGGGCUCAGCCCAGCUAGGGCCCCCCAAGUCUGUCAUGGGGCAACACGGGGUGGAGAGAGGGGGAAGGCAGCAGGUCCCAGGACCGAUGUCCCUGAGUCACUCACUCCUAGCAGGGAACCAAGUGCCUACAUGAAGGGCAACCUGCCACCCCGUCCUGGCCGGGGGUGGCACCCCAACUCGGGGAUCCCCCAGGGCCAUGUUGGGGGUCCAGGCACGCUGUUUGGGGGAGAAAUGCCAGUUUUUGCCAACGCUUGCACCCCCCCCUCCCCACCCCUUUCCUGCAUGGCAUGUGUUCUUGUGGGGCCGCUUGCCCACUGCAUGCUGCUCCAGCCUUGCACCCCAGGGUGCGCCGAGCACCCGCUGUGCCCCUGCACACCUGCACCUCCCAGCACCCCCAGCACCCUCUGCCAGGCACAGCACCCCUUCCACCACCGUGCCGUGAGGUGCCCGGCCUGGGCCUGCCCCCCCGCUUCCUGCAUGGCCAAGCUGUGAGGGGGUGCGGGGGCCAGCAGGCCUGACACCAACCGAAAGGUCCCCCUGCCACCCCCUGCCACUCCCCACUGCUUUCCAGGGACAGUGGAUGCUCCCCACAGCAUUGGGGGGGGGAACGGGGUGCCUGCAGAGGGCUGGGGGGGGUGGGGGGGCUUUGCUCUGCAUGCGUCUGUGUGUGCACACCUGUGUGUGUGUGUGUGUGUGCACACUCGUGGGAGCUGCCUGAGCCCCCCACCCCGCUGCAGUGGUACCCGUGGGGUACCCGCACCUUGGCACCCCCCCCUCCAUCCCGCCAGGUCUCCAAUAAAGUCCAUCGUGCGAGCGC
This is a messenger RNA of Columba livia (rock pigeon), 3030 nucleotides long. It is a transcript of the gene FAM131A, whose product is annotated as family with sequence similarity 131 member A. The transcript is spliced from 6 exons. NCBI's taxonomy places the organism in Eukaryota, Metazoa, Chordata, Aves, Columbiformes, Columbidae. Bases 472 to 1479 code for a protein of 335 amino acids. The record is from RefSeq and is a predicted model, not a curated record.